AUGCCCGCCAACGUCCAACAAACCGCCUGCAAUCGCCGGCCCACACCGGACGGGUACUCGAACCUGAUCGACAGCUGGAGCGUCGGCCUCAUGCAGGGCACCCCGUUCGACGCAGACCCGCCGAACACGGACAUCCAUACCAACAUCACGACCCGCCGGGUGCGGUGGACGCUCCUGCACGAGUGCGAGGUGAGCGAGCAGACCGAGCGGUUCAUCCGCGCGCUCCUCGCGUCUUCCCUGAGCGAGUGCAUGUCGCUCAGUGUGUUGUACCACCCUUGGCUCGUGACCGAGGCCGAGCUCGAAGGCGCGCCCCAGCCCAUGACUCCCCCUGCGCUUCACGCCGCGUCGCUCCAGUCGCUCCCCUCCGCCCCCUCCAUCGCAGAUGGUGCGCCGGCGGCGAAGCUCGAGCACACCCCUCCGCCCGCCGCCCCGCUGAUGGGACUGCCCGGGACGGCGUCGCUGCUCCGCAUGGAUGGCGAGCAGCGCUCCGCGGCGGGCUCGCACAUGUCCCUCGACGCCCCGAGCCUCAUCCUCGCCGACGACCACGUCCUCUCGGGUACGCGGUCCGCCACGAGCGAGGGGAGCCAGCGCGGCAAGCUCCAGUGGCGGUCGGAGGUGCUGUCGCGGGGGCAGCGGGUGUGCGAGGAACUCCCGGCGCCGUCGCAGGACACGCUCGAAGACGACACACGGGUCGGAAGGUCGCGGAUGCGCAGGGGAGUGAAGCGCAAGUCGCUGCCUGAGGAGAGUGACGACGAAGGAUUCGGAUACGCGGCGCCGCUGCCCCCGCAGACGCAGGAGCAGGACGACCCCGAAGAGGAGUCGCGUGUGGCAAAGCGGCUGCGGACGGAGCUGUCGAUGUCUGUCGCGGACGUGGACGGUGCGGACUAG
This is a messenger RNA of Epithele typhae, 888 nucleotides long. RefSeq lists its product as uncharacterized. NCBI's taxonomy places the organism in Eukaryota, Fungi, Basidiomycota, Agaricomycetes, Polyporales, Epitheliaceae. The transcript has 6 exons. The record is from RefSeq and is a predicted model, not a curated record. Bases 1 to 888 code for a protein of 295 amino acids.